AACUCUUUAAUUAAACAUAAACACAUACAUGCUUUCCCUUUCUCUUUGGGGGUUUCUUCCUUUCCACAGAAUCUAAAAAUCAAAGAAUUAUGGCCGCCUUUAACUCUUUUUCAUUUCUCUAAAUCUUUCUUUCUCUUAUCUCAUAAAUACCUAAAUAUCUAAAAAAUAACAUUUAACUCUUUCUUGAUUUUUCCCAAUUUGACCAUAAUUUAAAGAUUUUUGCAUGGACUUGGGAAUUUCCUUUAAAAAGAGAACAAUUCUUCUCCUUAGUUAUCAAAAUGAAGAAAGAAAAAGCUGUUGUUCUCCUUGUUAGGAUGCAGAUGUUGGUGAUACUUGAAAUGCGUAAUGUUAAGAGAGAAGCUUAGAAUGGAGAAAAUUGAAGAGUCAGGUAGCCCUAGUUGGGGUGCAUCGUUUUUUCAAACAACGGAAGAUGUUGCAAGAGCUGUAGCUGCUGCUGCAGCUGCCGUUCGGUCGCCACGACCUUCUGUGGUAUAUUCAUCUAAAGAUGACAGCGGUAGUCAGCUUCAGAAACUUCAGCGUUCAGUAACUAGAUUAAUGAAAGGCUUAUCCAGUCCCCCUGAAGUUAAAAGUGGAGCCUACAACCCAGAAAUACUAACUAGCCAAAAGCGUCAGUGGGCUAGGUUUCAGUUGCAAUCCCUGGAUCAUAGAGUUUGGAAAGAGCCAUCAAGGUGUUUUGAGAGCAUGGUGGUUGUUGGACUCCAUCCUAGCUGUGAUAUUCAAGCACUUCAAAGGCUUUAUUUUUCAAGAAAGCUAGAUGGUCCAGGGAGACUUAGAAGCGCACUUGGAAGUCAAAGUCAAUCACGCGUGGAACCUAACCUUGAGCCUCAGGUCUUGUUUGUUUACCCUCCAGAGAAGCAAUUGCCACUCAAAUACAAGGAUCUUCUCUCAUUCUGCUUUCCAGCAGGAGUAGAGGUUCAUGCUGUUGAGAGAACUCCAUCAAUGAGUGAGUUAAACGAAAUACUUCUGGGACAGGAACACCUUAAACAAAAUGAUCUAUCCUUUGUCUUCCGGCUUCAGGUUGCUGAUAAUUCAACUCUAUACGGUUGCUGUGUUUUAGUUGAGGAAAUGGUUCAGAAACCCUCUGGACUGCUUUCCAUGAUUUCAGAUGUACAAAACACCAGCUUGGGUAUUAGCCGCCAAAUUUUAACAACACGCCGCUGUUAUUGCAUUCUUUCCAGACUUCCAUUUUUUGAUCUUCACUUUGGUGUAUUAAAUAGCAUUUUCACUGAAGAAAGAUUGGAGCGGUUAACGAAGCAAGUUGGUGAUCUUGAUUUUGAUUCACUUGUGAUUGACGAUGAGGAAGAAAAUUUGGGAGAAAAUACUCCCAGCAGAUCAUUGGAAGAAACAAAUCAGUACGUCCUGAACGGCAUUGUAGAAAGCCCGCAACCAAUCACUGCUGAUUCUGUUAUUAGUGGAACUGUGGAUGACAAGUCUCAGCUGGAGUAUAGAGUUGCAGAAGGGGAUGUACUCUCAAAGAAAGAUGGAACUGAUAACAAGGCAUGCACUGCUGAUAACGACAUAGAUUUUGCUAAUAAAGAAUCUAUACUUGGAAGGCAAGUCCCUGAAGCUUCUGAUAAUUCCACUGAUGAUAACAAACAACUGGUAGAAAAGGGUGUACCAAAUGCUGUUUUGCCACUUUUAAGAUAUCAUCAGUGUGAAAGUUCUGAAUCUUCCUCUAGUUUUGGAUACAGUUUCCAGGGCUCUCCUAGUGAAGAUAGACAUUUUAGAAGUGAUUUUGAUGAAACCGAAACUGAGGAAGCAUCCUUUUCUGGGCAAGAUGAUUCAAGCCAGCAUAGUGAUAUAGUAGAAUGGGCGAAGGCCAAUAAGCAUGGAUCUUUGCAGAUACUAUGCGAAUAUUACAAGCUAAAAUGUCCCGCAAGGGGCUCAACAAUUAAAUUCCAUCCUCUGGAUCACCUUCAUCCUUUAGAAUAUUAUAGACCUGAUGAAGAACUUUUACAUUUUGCUGGAUCGACAAUUGACUUAAAAUCAUGCAGUACAAGUUUGGAAUUAGCAGAGGCUCACAAUGCACUCAUGGUGGAAGAGGAAGCAACUGCGUUGUCAAUCUGGGCUAUUGCAUGCUUAUGUGGCUCAUUGCGGCUUGAGCAUGUGCUGACACUGUUUGCGGGAGCUUUACUGGAGAAGCAAAUUGUAGUGGCCUGUUCAAAUUUGGGAAUAUUGUCUGCAUGCAUUCUGUCCAUUAUCCCUUUGAUUCGUCCUUAUCAGUGGCAAAGCUUGUUGAUGCCGGUUUUGCCUAAUGACAUGCUGGAUUUUCUGGAUGCACCUGUUCCCUAUAUAGUAGGUGUGAAGAAUAAAACCUCUGAGGUUCAGUCAAAGUUAACAAAUGCCAUCCUUGUAGACGCAAACAAGAAUCAGGUGAAGUCACCAACUUUACCACAACUUCCGCAGCAAAAGGAGUUAUACUCUUGCUUAAGUCCUUACCAUGCAAAGCUGGUGGGAGAAAGUUACCUGGCAAGGAAGAGGCCAGUUUAUGAGUGCACAGAUGUUCAGGUUGAAGCUGCAAAGUGUUUCCUGGCAGUGUUGCGGUCUUACCUGGAUUCACUGUGCUCAAACAUUCGUUCACACACAAUUACUAAUGUCCAAUCAAAUGAUGAUAAGGUAUCUCUGCUCUUGAAGGAGAGCUUUAUCGAGUCAUUCCCUAGUCGAGAUCGGCCCUUUAUGAAGCUUUUCCUGGACACACAGCUCUUCUCUGUACAUACAGAUUUUGUACUUUCUUUCUUCCAGAAGGAAUAGAGCCGCCAUGCAUAGAUCCAGUUCGUGAUGUAAUAGUGGAACGCAAGUUCCUGUAUUUUUAGCGUAUAGUUUAUUGCUCAAAAGUCUAAUAUAAGGGUAAUUUUAUGUAUCAUAAUUCAUAGAAGAUACACAUUUAAUCUCUUGUUCUGAUUUCUAGCAUCAGUCUAGUGUUUUUUUUCUUUUUUUUUUUUCCAAAAAAACUCUAUCGAUUGUUCAACUCAGGCAUGCCAAGUAGCCAAUGCAUUGGAGAACAUAAAGUAUUGUAGGAUAGAAUCAUAAACUUGUACAGCGAGUGAAAUUCUAGCAAAAGCUAAAAUAUCUAUACUGGUCUGAGUUCCA
This is a messenger RNA of Lycium barbarum (goji berry), 3111 nucleotides long. RefSeq lists its product as uncharacterized. The transcript has 20 exons. The record is from RefSeq and is a predicted model, not a curated record. Lineage: Eukaryota; Viridiplantae; Streptophyta; Magnoliopsida; Solanales; Solanaceae. Bases 346 to 2772 code for a protein of 808 amino acids.